Messenger RNA from Echinococcus granulosus, 513 nucleotides. RefSeq lists its product as hypothetical. The transcript has 2 exons. Lineage: Eukaryota; Metazoa; Platyhelminthes; Cestoda; Cyclophyllidea; Taeniidae. The record is from RefSeq and is a predicted model, not a curated record. Bases 1 to 513 code for a protein of 170 amino acids.
AUGGUUAAAAGCUUUAUUAAAGCCUUGUCUAACCCGUCCUUGGCAUUAUUUCUCUUGUUCAUUCACCGAUUUUCUGUGAAAGUAACUAUUAUUUAUUAUUUUGACUUUCGUUUUUUCCAAAAGGAGCCAUUAGGCAUUCCAGAAGUUUCUGCCAUCCGAAGGCUUUUGCAACUUUUCCCAUCGUCAUCUAUCUCAAAGCCACGUGAUUGCCAGAUAUCGGAUCUGCAGAAACAGUUAACCUUGCUUAUUGGUCAAUUUCUUGUGGACAAACACACUUGUGCUUUUUCUAUCAUUAACAAAUUAAGGAAGGUUAACACCCCCAACUUAGCAUUUGGACAAAUGAACCGCAAACCUUCUGACUUUGCUUUUGGGGAUGGUAGCGCUACUACUGUUUUCACUAGAGAGAGGUAUAGAGAGGUGGAGUGGUAUAAGACACUGACUUAUAAGUCAAACCACUUUUUUCCUUCUACUGGAACCCACCUCAUAAAUCUACCAAACCAAGUGACUUGUUAG